Sphaerulina musiva SO2202 is the source of this 2392-nucleotide messenger RNA. RefSeq lists its product as uncharacterized. The coding region runs from base 284 to 2095 and encodes 603 amino acids. Lineage: Eukaryota; Fungi; Ascomycota; Dothideomycetes; Mycosphaerellales; Mycosphaerellaceae. The record is from RefSeq and is a predicted model, not a curated record. The transcript has 3 exons.
ACCACAACAAUAACAACAGCAGCAACAACAACAACAACAACAACAACAACACCUGCAAUUCCAACUCACUACAACACAUUGUCCCUUCCCAGUUGCUGCAACCAAGAAUAUCCGCCUUGAUCUGCUUGCGCCAACACCAACACCAACGCCAACACAAAGUGUACUGCCUGACAUUCCAGUUGCGAGUUCGCAUUGAUCAUCCGUACCUUAUAUUCAAUCUUCACCCAGUCGCAACAACGUCGACACAAAACUCCACUAGUUGAUGUUGGCUCCAGUAUAGACCAUGGCGUCCUACGCAGACUACUCUGCACAGACCAUGGCAUCGGACGACUUCACACUGUACCCAGAUGCAGAGAGCUGGAAUCCCGAACAGUCCUAUCUUCCUACAUCUACCUAUGCAGACCAGCCUUACCUGAGCGCAACUACCUUUGACUCCUCCUUCCAGGCCCCUCAGCAGUAUAGCGAUUGCACCUUCGAACAGACGCCUCAGCACGCCAAGGAACCAUUCCACUCGCCUGCCCACUCGACUUCACACUCGUUCGAUUACCAGAACCCGCCUCGGUUCUCUACCACAUCAGACUCGGGACACAGCACCAUAUCAUCCGCAAUGGGAUCGCCAUCAGCACAAAUGCAGCCCAGCGAAUGGAACCACCACCUGAACCUCUUUCCCGACAUUGUGCAGCACAACGACAACGGCGUCUUUGCAGCAACUACCUUUGAAUACGACAGCAUUCCGGUGACCGAUAAGGGUUGUGUUGAUCCCUCGCUGAUCCAGCCCUUCUCGCCAUCUCAUAUUGGCCCUUCCUUCCCAUCAUCCGUGCUUCCUGUGCAAUCGCCUUUGCCCAUGACAUAUCACAGCAUGUCCCCGGUACCAUCGCGAACGUCGUUGCAUGAUGAUCGAUCGGCAUCAAUAAAGCCACAAUCUCCAUAUCAGACGUGGCAGCAGCCAUCUCCACAACAGCAGCAGCCCAGUGGGAGAAGACCUUCCAUUUCCUCUGUACACUCGAGACAUAGCCAGAACUCGCAUUCAUCAGAAGACUCGAACAAGGGUCCGUGCCCUAUCGCGACCUGUGGCAGACAUGUCAAGGAUCUCAAGGCGCACAUGCUCACUCACCAGCACGAGCGCCCUGAGAAGUGCCCAAUUCCGACUUGCGAAUAUCAUAUCAAAGGUUUCGCUCGCAAAUAUGACAAGAACCGACAUACCUUGACCCACUACAAAGGUACCAUGGUGUGCGGGUUUUGUCCUGGAAGCGGGAGCUCAGCAGAGAAGAGCUUCAAUCGAGCGGACGUGUUCAAGAGACAUCUCACAACGAUACACGGUGUUGAGCAGACGCCACCAAAUUCACGGAAGAAGAGCCCGAUAGUGGGCAGCAAGAAGGCCAUUGGGAUCGAGGCAUCCGGCAUGUGCUCGACCUGCGGUAACACUUUUGCGAAUGCCCAGGACUUUUACGAGCAUUUGGACGACUGUGUACUUCGUGUGGUACAGCAGGCGGAGCCGAGCGAAGCGAACAACGAGAAGCUGUUGACUGAAAUCUCGCAAGAUAGGGAGUGUCGGGAGACUUUGGAGAAGCAUCAUCUUCCCACCGAGGUCGAUCUCACUCUAUCGACCAACUACGACCAAGCAGAGGAUAUGGAGGAUGACUGCGAGGAGGAGGAUGCGAAUGACGGCACAUAUGGCAAGCGCAGGACCGGCAAGCGUGUUGGCAAGAAUGGUGGCAUUGUCAAACCAGGCCAGAAGAGAGGUCUGACAUUGUCGAAGAAUGGUGUUGCUCUCGCUGGUCAAAUGAUCGGGAAAGGAUCGAAGCGGAGGAAGAACUACCCUCUAUCAUGGGGCGCCGCCCCCGACAAGAUGAAGAUGAAGAAGCGUGUUCUAUGUGUAUUUGAAGGCCCCAGAAGGCUAUGGAAGGACGACAUGAUGCUCGAUGCCGAGCACGAAGUGCGAAUUCCGCUGAAUGCAGACGAUGCUCGAGGUCCGUACGUCACCGACCUGGAUGUCUUGACGUUACGGAGAGCAGAAGGCGUCUUGAAUGCCACCGAGGAAGAAAAGGGUCCCUGGCCGGAUGAGGAAGAGCUCCAACGUCUGAUGGAGUCUUGAACGUGUUUUUGAUGAUGUCGAUGAUGUCGCGAAAUGGGAAGUGUGUAUUUGUACGCUUGUGUGUGUGUAUGUGUGUGUGAUGAAGGAUCCGCAUGAUACCAAUCUCCCAACCUGCGGGAUGAUGAAUUUACGACAGCGCAAAGAGAUAUCCAGCUCAGAAAACUAUGAGUACUACAUGUAGUAGAUUCUUUUUUUCAAACAGAGAACCUAUAGAGCAGAGAAGAAGAAGAAGAAGAAGAAGAAGAAGUGCAGGACACUGGAAGAGGAAAAGAAAUUGUUAUCAUCAUUUCUCUCGAU